This is a messenger RNA of Eremothecium gossypii ATCC 10895, 1083 nucleotides long. RefSeq lists its product as uncharacterized. Bases 1 to 1083 code for a protein of 360 amino acids. NCBI's taxonomy places the organism in Eukaryota, Fungi, Ascomycota, Saccharomycetes, Saccharomycetales, Saccharomycetaceae. The transcript has a single exon. The record is from RefSeq and is marked provisional.
AUGCGCGCCGAGCUCCACCUCGCCGGAACACGCAAACACCGCCCAUCAUCUUCCGCCCCGAUUCCGACCACGCCUGUGAGCCGCAGUCGCAGCUCGCUCCCGCCAGACACGGAGCAUAUAUCGGCUAGCCGUGAUUUACUGAAACCUGUACGUUCUACUGUUACCGCCCGCCGUGAGCCGGUGCCCGCAGACGCUCUCACAGUCGAGUCGCCACCUGUUGCCCCCGGCAGCCCAAAGGCAAUUCCGCUGCUCGUGGUACCGUCCCCCCUCCGCACCCCGCCGCCGCUGGCGCAACACUCGUGCGCGGCCCGUGAGGGCUCUUCGCCACCGCGCUACCCCCCCUGUCCCCCUAGCCCGCCCCUGCGGGCCACCAGCCGAAAAAGUAACCCGCCGACAGAGGAUAUGACUACUUGCCAUCUCCACGAACAACCAGCCAUGGGAAGACGCCCGGUCAACCGGACUUCAACGCUUCAGGCAAUAAUCACACCCGAGGAACCGGCCCGCUUGCCGGAGGACGCGGAUAAGCCGUCUGGCGGCUGCAGCAAGCCUGAGCCGCCUGCGGCCGAUAGCCUGCCUGUGCGCCUGCCAGGCACGCCCGAAGCGCCCGCGCACCUGCUGGGUGCCACCAAGGACCUUAAGAUGCAUAUCAUUCGUGUCAUGGACAAGCUCAAGGCCGGCGAUCAGCAGGAGCUUCCCCGCGAAGAGCUGCUGGCCGUCCUCGACUGCUCGCUCUCUGCCAUCUCACACUGGUCGCUGCAGGCCCAGCUGGCUCAGCUGUCACAAAGCAAGAGCGUGUGGGACUCGCGCCUGCUCGUGGAGAACAACCUAAUCAAGAAGGAAGCCGAAUUCUUCAAAAAGCGCCUAGAGCAGGCGGGCCGCUCUGCGGGCACGGAGCCGGCGUCUGCGGGCCGCGUCGCGAAGCGCCCGCUCGCGCAGACGCCGCGCAAGCGUCAGGCGCUGCUGGACUCGCCUCAGGGCUACAAGCUGGUAGAGAACACGAAGCCGCAUCCGCGGAUGCGCCGCCAUAUGGACAAUCCUUCUACCAGCGGCUUUGUGCGGGUCUUCCAUUUGGAGAGACUGUAA